This is a messenger RNA of Ostertagia ostertagi, 2193 nucleotides long. The record is from the annotation of a GenBank genome assembly. Lineage: Eukaryota; Metazoa; Nematoda; Chromadorea; Rhabditida; Trichostrongylidae.
AUGCCACACGAAGAUAGCGCCAAAAUCAGACGGCAAGUGGGAUUCUUCAAAAAGCAGGUACAAAGACAAUGUUCGACCGCAAAUGUUCUCGUCAAAGAGUACGACAUCAAUAUAAAGAGACCGAUUUUUGAUCACCUCGAUGAUGAAGAAUUGGAGUCUUUCCGCCAGGAGGUUACCGCUAUACGAAGCAACCUACUCAAAGCGUACUCUUCUAUCACCAAGCUUCACGACGACUGGACACUCAUCCAGGACACAGAUCCGGACGAGGUACAAAUCUUCAAUGAUUAUAUAUCAAAAUACGGCGAUUACCGCAAUACAAUUGCCGAAGCAGUCGAGCAGCUGGAAGACAUGGACUCUCUUCUGAAUGAAAUUGAUCGUGAAUGCAAUCAUCGCAAAAUAAGCAUCUCAUCAGCCUCACCUCCAGAAAGCCCUGCCGCCGAACACAAUCGACGCUAUCAAACAACUGCAACUACAGCACCUACCGCCAGAAUGCAGAACGACAAUUCGCUCCUCAAUUUCGUCGACGCAUCGAUUUUGGCUAAAUUGGAAUUACCUACAUUCGAUGGCAACUUACUUGAGUAUCCAGAAUUUGCCUGCAGAUUUGCAACUCUCGUUGGGAACAAAACACAGCUCGAUGACACAACCAAACUAUCUCUUCUCAAGUCUUGCCUACGAGGUCGCGCCCUACAAUCCAUCCAAGGAUUAUCGAUGACGCCAGAAAACUAUCGCAUAGCGAUGGAUAUUCUCCGGACACACUACGACGACAAAGUAACUGUCAAACACAUACUCUACACCAAACUCGCUCAGCUUCCUGAUUGUGAUCCAGAAGGACGUAACCUACAAACGCUCUACAACCGCAUGUUUGCUCUCAUCCGACAAUUCACAAAUGGUUAUAACGACAACGACGAAAAAGCGCUCGGAGCAAUUCUCAUCAAUAAAUUACCCGCAAGAAUACGUAGCAUGAUCUACGACAGGACGUCCAAUUCCCACAAUCUUUCGCCAAGUGAACUGCUGAACCUACUCACGGACAUUGUUAGAAAAGAUGCUGUGCUCUUUGAAAUGGAGUAUCAUGCAAAAAAUCCAUCCUCUCUCGCUCACCACGGCUUCCACGUCUCUGUCAAAACAAAACCACCAGCUCGGGUCCCGCGGAAACCUCGCUCUUCAAAACAGAAGCCGUGCCCAUACUGCAAUACUCCAAGUCAUCAAGCUUCCAGAUGCACUGUUUUUCCAACUGUACAACAACGUCAUCGUCAAGUAAAAGCCCUACGCCUCUGCUACAACUGUUUAUCGAAUCAACACUCGACCAAGGAUUGCCCCUCUAAGUACUCCUGCAAAUUUUGCUCAAGGCGUCAUCACUCGUCACUGUGCUUUUCACACUUUCAGAACUCACAACAACGAAGAAGCACAAAUCGCUCUCCUUCUCAUCCACGAACAUCAUGCCAACAUUUCGCUAAUACUGUAGAGACUACUGCAACCAUGGAAACGCCAACCGAUUCCUGCCCAAAGAACGAAGACGCGACAAUAGUUGCCUGCACGACUGAAUGCACAAAGAAUUACAAUCAGCAACCUCUGUCACAUGCCGCCCUUAUGUGCGCGCCUGUGCGAGUGUUCAAUCCAUCUGAUCCCUCACGUCGAAUAACCGCGACAGCUUUUCUGGAUUCAGGAUCCAGUCAGUCUUAUAUAACAGAUGAUUUGGCAAAGCUCCUCAAUCUUUCCACUCUGACAACGGAAGAUAUCUCAAUAUCAACAUUCGGCUCCACUACACCCCUCCAAGUCACAUCUCGCGAUCACCUGCUCGGCAUCGUCAUGGAGACUGGAGAGAAACGUCUCAAAGUGAAAUCUCUCCCAACCCUGACAGGCCGCGUGAAACAUGUUCGCCCAAUUCAAGGCACAAAACACAAUGUUGUGAUAACCACCUGCAAACCGUCCAUCUUGAUUGGUAACGACUACUUCUGGGAUAUGCUCUUAUCAGAUGACUUCUACUAUGAAACACUUCCAAACGGUCACAGGAUGAUACAUACCAACCUCGGCAAUAUUUUCGUGGGAAAAGUCUUCAAUUUGAGAAACGCAGAAACCUACAGCGCAUUACAAGAAGAUACCGCCUCCAACUCCAACCACUACGAUGAACUAUCCCGACUUGUGAGCAACUUCUGGAAGUUAGAGUUCAGGACAAUUGCUUGCAUAUUCCCUUAG